AUAGUUGAACGGCUGAAGGAAAUACACAGGAAUGCAACGCGGAAAUUAAUUGAGACUGUAAUUAUCCUUCCGUGAUUAACAAACACGAUGAAACAAUUUCAGUAUUUAUAGCAGUGCAUUACUUAGAAUAUUGACGUUGUCGGAACAAUUGAGAUGGCGUCUUGGACUUGUGCAUGUGGACACUCCAAUGAAAAGAGUCAGUGUUGUCAGUCCUGCGGAUCUCACGCGGAUAGGAUGAGUUUUGCUCUCAGCCUGAACCCACUGUCGGCGUUCAGCAAUUACCAGCCGUCCUAUUCUGUUCCUACAACAGAAACUGAUUGGCAGUGUUCGAAGUGUACUUACUUGAACAGCCCAGUGGUGACUUGCUGCGAGCUGUGUGGAGGUGACAACACCAAGGAGAAAGGCCAACAGAACGGCGCGCCUUCUCAGGAGACAAAGGCGCCUUCUGCUUCUAAAGACGUGGACGAAGUGAGAAUCAUACUAGUUGGUAGAACCGGAGCGGGCAAGAGCGCAACUGGAAACACUUUGUUGGGAAGAAAGGCGUUUCAAUCUGAAGUUUCGAACUCUUCUAUCACUAAAAAAUGUAAACGAGGCUCCUCUGAACGCUUUGGUCAUCGAAUGCUGGUAGUAGAUACACCGGGGCUUUUCGACACUGGAAUGACCAAUGAGGAUAUAACCGCAGAGAUUCUGAAGUGUGUGGGGCUCUCGGCUCCCGGUCCUCACGCAAUUCUUUUGGUUGUAGGAAUCGGUCGCUUCACACAGGAAGAGAACGAAACGGUGACUCUUCUCCGUAAGAUGUUUGGAGAAGACAUGAUGAAGUAUCUAAUUGUCGUGUUUACUCGAAAAGACGACCUAGACAGGGGGAGUAAGACGAUCCAUCAAAUGGUAAGAGAUGCUCCGAAGUGUCUGCAGGGUAUCGUCAAUGAAUGUGACGACCGUUAUUUUGCUUUUGAUAACACUGGAGAAGAUCCGCAAGACUCGGAACAGCAAGUUCAGGAGUUAUUGGAAAUGAUUCAAUCUAUGACAAGGAGAAAUGGGGGUGAUUAUUACACGAGUCCGAUAUUCGACGAAACAGAACUCGUCAUCAGGCAAAGAGAACAAGAGUUAAAGAAACAUUACGAGGAAGAAUUCAAAAGACGUAAUACAAAAAUGCGUAAACGUCUUUCAGAGGCAUACCAGGAGCAAAAUAACAAAUUUAAAAGAAGAGAGAAAGAAUUGUUAGACAAGUUAGAAACUCUUGAAAGGCAACGCUUUAGCGAGACUGAUGCCAUUAUUUCGAGACUAACACAAUUACAAAUGGAAAUGGAUAAUUUGCAAAUGGAGGCCGUGCCAGAAACAUUCGAGUCCGCAGAAAAUACACAAAUGUUCACUAUUCAACAAAAAAUCCUUCAGGUUAAGAAAAAACUGGCACAGGUCCGAAAGGAACAGGACGAUCUGUAUUCUAAGACAGUAUCGGCGAUCCCCGAGGUUGAUUCAACACCUGGAUAUAGUGAAAAUGGAGGGUGGGAAACUGUUCGAGAGAGCGUUCGGGAUGAGAUUGAAAGAGGGGACAGGAACAUCAUGAAGAGGUUUUGGUCGAAUAUAAAGAAUGCUGGACUUGGCCUGAUUCAGAGUUUUAGAGAUAUGUUCGAAACAUUAAAGCAAAAGACUGGUAUAUCGUAGCCCAGCUUCAACUCUACUUUUGGUGUUUGAAGACUUACUUCAAAAUGUGAGAAACUCUUUCAACUUUGUGAAUAAAUAUCAUUAAUGUCAUUGUAUACACCACAUAUCCCUAUUCAAAUGUUUAAACUAGCAAUUAAAUGAUGAAUUAUAAUGUACAUGUAAGACAUGACUUUCUGUUCCUUUUGAGUUUUAUCAUUUAUAAAAUGUAUUCCUACAUCAUCUACUUGAUAUAUUUAAUGAUAUAUUAAAUGCUGGUAUAACAUAAUAUGAAUCUGUUAUUAUAUCGGUCCGAUGGACAAUUGUUUCAUCUUUUAACAAGUUGCAAUUGCCAUUUCAGAAGAACCGACUCUACUUCAACCAUUUGUUUAGUGUUUUGUUAAUAUAGAUAAACUACUCUAGGUUCGGCUUUGGUUGAUAUCCAAUAUACCGAAGAAAUGGUGUUUGCGUUGAAGUACAAUGUAGUAUAAUUAGAGAAAAGAUAUAGACAAAAUAUACACUGAAAUACAUUACAUGUAAGUGAUAUUCGUUGAGAUAUAAACAAUUGAACAAAGUCAA
Molecule: messenger RNA, 2217 nt
Organism: Magallana angulata
Lineage: Eukaryota; Metazoa; Mollusca; Bivalvia; Ostreida; Ostreidae
Product: GTPase IMAP family member 9-like
Exons: 4
Coding region: 154-1662 (502 amino acids)
Molecular function (GO): GTP binding
Source: RefSeq, a predicted model, not a curated record